This is a messenger RNA of Rana temporaria (common frog), 1034 nucleotides long. RefSeq names its product ATP synthase mitochondrial F1 complex assembly factor 1 (gene ATPAF1). The coding region runs from base 20 to 889 and encodes 289 amino acids. Gene Ontology annotation, cellular component: mitochondrion. Gene Ontology annotation, biological process: mitochondrial proton-transporting ATP synthase complex assembly. Lineage: Eukaryota; Metazoa; Chordata; Amphibia; Anura; Ranidae. The record is from RefSeq and is a predicted model, not a curated record. The transcript has 9 exons.
CUGUUUCCGGUCGGACCGGAUGUGGCGGGAGGGGGAAAUGGCGGCGGCCUUGGUGCAGAUGAGCCUGGGGUUCCGGGGUUUCCUGGCAGUGAGGAGCCGGGCUGGGGGUCCGGGGCCCCUGGGGGGUCUGUGGCAACAGAUGAGGGUCUUCUCGGUAGACGAAAAUCCGUUUUACAACAAAUAUCGGCGGAAGAUCGAAGAUCUGAGAAGGUCGGACCCGGAUGUGUAUGAGACUCGGAUGGAGAAGAGGGCGGAGGUGACGUCGCGGCCCCUGGGCGCCUCCAGACAAGCUGAGUUUGCCCGCAGGGUGGAGGAGAGGGUGGGAUCACCCCGAGGAAACUUCACAAGGAAUAAGACUCUGAACUCCGUCCUGAAUCUGGAUCUGGUGAGAGAGAGAAGUGCUGAAGAGAUAAAUCAGAUUUGGAAGGAGUUUUUCUCGGUGAAGGACGCGGUGUACGCCGUCAUUCCGGGGGAAACCUUCGACGUGAUCUGGACGAGGGCCCAGAGCUGCCCUGCGUUCCUGUAUGCGGUGCCGCGGGCGGAGGGCUACGAGUUCUAUGUGGGUCAGUGGUCAGGAACGGCGCUCCACUUCACCUCUCUGAUCAAUAUCCAGAGUGCGGGGGACGCGGCGCCCAGUCAGCUGAUCUUCCAUCAUUACACCGACCUCCAGAAGGAGAAGGGAAUCGUUCUGAUGAACUCGGAAAUGGACUCCACAUUCCUGAGUGUUCCGGAGGCGCAAUGUCUGGCCAAUCAGGUGCAGCUUUUCUAUGGAGGGGAGUGGUUUCAUCUGGUGGAAAGCUUCAAUCACACCCCAGACAACUUCAAGUACAUGUCUGUGGUGUCGGCGCUGGAGCAGAGCGGCCUGGGGAAAGCGGCUCACCAAACCUAAGGAAGAACUCCGAUCCCCACCACCCUAAAGGGGAACCCCACCCCCCCACCACCACCCUAAAGGGGAACCCCGCCCCCGAGGACAGGCUCUGUGACUCCUCUGACAACCCCGGGUGACAUUCAUGAAAUAAACGUUUAUUUUGGUA